AUGCUUUGGGUUGAUGAGUUCGUUAUUAUUUGGGAUGCAUUCGCAGUGCUUGCACCCAUCGGUCCAUUGCGACGUAUCAGUGGAAAAGCUCAUUCUGAUUACAAAUCCUUCAGAACGCUCCAUUCUUUUCGCCGUUAUCAAUCAUCAGUUCGUCUUGGCAUGGGCGACUUCAUUUUCUAUAGUUUGCUGGUAGAUAAAACCUCCGCGACACGUAGUACAAUGUGCGUUGCUGACUCAAUGGCUGGCUGGCUGGCUGGCAUACUCACCCUGGCAGUACUGUCUAGCUACGAUGAACCCACUACAGCACUGUCUGUUCCGAUCGAUUACCAUCGCUGUACUGCUACAUUCCGGCAUUUAUCUGUUCGUCGAACCAUUCCAUAA
Messenger RNA from Brugia malayi, 381 nucleotides. RefSeq lists its product as uncharacterized. Gene Ontology annotation, biological process: amyloid precursor protein catabolic process; negative regulation of apoptotic process; calcium ion transport. The coding region runs from base 1 to 381 and encodes 126 amino acids. NCBI's taxonomy places the organism in Eukaryota, Metazoa, Nematoda, Chromadorea, Rhabditida, Onchocercidae. The record is from RefSeq and is a predicted model, not a curated record. Gene Ontology annotation, molecular function: aspartic endopeptidase activity, intramembrane cleaving. The transcript has 3 exons. Gene Ontology annotation, cellular component: growth cone; lysosomal membrane; neuromuscular junction.